GCUCCAAUUUGGAUUUUGACGUUAUAAUUCGUAUCAUCAUCUUUCAGUCAGCUUGUCACUUUCUUUCAUAGAGUUUUUGAUAGACUUUUUAAGGUUAGCCAAUCCAAAUUAUCCCAAAAAAAGAAAAAAAAAUCCAUUCAAUAAUAAUAAUAAAUGAAAAAUAAAAAAUAAAAACAAAAAGAAGUAAAAAAAAUUCAAGAAAAAAGCUCCACUGUCUGUUCUCUCGUCGGUUCUUCUGCUAAAAUGAGUCUCUCCAUAACCUUCAUCCACCCUAUCCUCAGCCGCCACGUCCACUCCACCGCACUUUCUCUCUCUUAUCCUCGUCCCCGUUUCUUCUUUCUCUCUCCUCCCACCACCAACCAGCUUCGUUUCCAUAUUCUCUACCCCGUGCCACGACGGGCUACCGAAUUUCCUGUCGCUGCAACCGCCUCUCUAUUCCAAGAUACCACGGCCUCCGCUUCUGUCCUUGCCGGCGCCUAUGUUCUCGUCUCCACCUUCGAUACUCUCACCCAAAAACAACUCAUUCAACAGAGUUUAAGUAGAAAACUGGUGCAUAUCUUAUCUGGGUUGCUUUUUGCUCUUUCCUGGCCAAUUUUCAGUAACUCCUAUGAGGCUCGUUACUUUGCAUCUCUGGUUCCACUCUUGAAUUGCUUAAGGCUUGUUAUUCAUGGUCUCUCAUUGGCUGAUGAUCAAGGCUUGAUCAAAUCUGUUACCCGAGAAGGAAAUCCCAAGGAAUUGCUUAGAGGGCCUUUAUAUUAUGUUCUGAUAUUGAUCUUAUGUGCUCUUGUCUUUUGGCGUGAAUCCCCUACUGGGGUCAUCUCCUUGGCAAUGAUGUGCGGAGGAGAUGGUGUCGCUGAUAUAAUGGGAAGAAAAUUUGGGUCCUCUAAGCUUCCUUACAACCAAAGUAAGAGUUGGGUUGGCAGCAUAUCCAUGUUUGUUUUUGGAUUCUUCAUUUCUAUGGGGAUGCUUUACUACUUCUCGGUUCUUGGAUAUUUCCGGUUGGAUUGGGGUUGGACGAUUCAUAGGGUUGCUUUAAUUUCUCUGAUGGCAACAGUCGUCGAGUCUCUUCCAAUUACAAAGCUAGUAGAUGAUAAUAUCUCUGUUCCUCUUGCUACCAUGGUAGCAGCCUAUUUAAGUUUUAGAUCCUAGUUUGAUCCAAGUGUACUGCUAUUCUUGUUUUUCUUUAACAAAAAUUUUGCCAAAUUCGACUUAGAUACAUGUCGAAUUCUCCCAAGUAAAAUUGUAGCGAAACAAGAAAGAAUGGAGCGAGCCAAAUCCUCGCCGAGUCGUUUUGUUUUCUUUGGUUAAUUUGUAUACUUCAUACAAUGCCACGACACCAUCAUCCACCUCUCAAAACCCAUUCUUUUCUUAAUUUGUGUUGAAUUUUAUAGGUUCUUAUAGUUGAUUCCCAUGCAUGGAAUAUAUAUAUAUAUA
Durio zibethinus is the source of this 1434-nucleotide messenger RNA. RefSeq names its product putative phytol kinase 1, chloroplastic. Gene Ontology annotation, molecular function: phytol kinase activity. The record is from RefSeq and is a predicted model, not a curated record. NCBI's taxonomy places the organism in Eukaryota, Viridiplantae, Streptophyta, Magnoliopsida, Malvales, Malvaceae. Gene Ontology annotation, biological process: vitamin E biosynthetic process. Gene Ontology annotation, cellular component: chloroplast.